Messenger RNA from Callorhinchus milii (elephant shark), 1374 nucleotides. Its product is annotated as testis-specific serine/threonine-protein kinase 5-like. The record is from RefSeq and is a predicted model, not a curated record. Gene Ontology annotation, cellular component: cytoplasm. Gene Ontology annotation, molecular function: ATP binding; protein serine/threonine kinase activity; tau-protein kinase activity. Lineage: Eukaryota; Metazoa; Chordata; Chondrichthyes; Chimaeriformes; Callorhinchidae. Gene Ontology annotation, biological process: microtubule cytoskeleton organization; protein phosphorylation; intracellular signal transduction. The transcript has 8 exons. The coding region runs from base 1 to 1374 and encodes 457 amino acids.
AUGACGGACACGAGAGCUAGGCCCUCGGAGACAGACAGGAUCACCGUGGACGAGGUGAAGGAGUGCGAGGUGCACGGAUACCUGCUGACCUCCAAGAGGAUCGGGACGGGAGGCUUUUCCAGCGUUUACCUGGGCCUCCCGACCCAGGAAGUAAUGAAGCGUAACUUCCGCCUGGCUUCUGGCCUCCAGACCAAGAGGAACAAGAUGGUCGCUAUCAAAAUUGUGAAUAUCUCUCAGAAUCCCUACCAACAGUCCCGCAGGUUCCUGAGCAGAGAGAUCAAUGCCUUACAUGCUACCUACAAGCACCCCAACGUGAUCCAGCUGUAUGAGACCUUUCGCUCCCCGAGCCAGCUGUUCCUGGUGUUGGAGCUGGCAUGUAAAGGAGACUUGUUGGACCACAUUAACAGGAUCGCCACCAACAAGCGGGACCUGGGGCUGAGGGAGGAGGAGGCUCAGCACCUCUUCCACCAGCUGGUCAGCGGCGUGGCACACUGUCACACCAAUCACAUCGUCCACAGAGACCUGAAGUGUGAAAAUAUUUUACUGGAUGAACAAGGAGCCAUAAAGCUGACAGAUUUCGGCUUGGCCGGCAGGUGUACCAAGAGAGGUCUGAUGAGCACUUUCUGUGGCUCAGUCCCCUACACCGCACCAGAGAUUCUCCUUGAGCAGAGCUACAAAGGGGAGCGUGCAGACAUCUGGAGCAUGGGAGUGAUCCUCUAUGCCAUGGUAACCGGGAAGCUCCCCUUCAAUGAAUGUCAACCUCAGAAAAUGCUGCAGCUCAUAAAGCGAGGCAUCAAGUUCCACCAGCAAUUGUCACCAGAAUGUCAGGAUCUGAUCAGCCAGCUCCUUCAGUGGUGCCCGUCGGCACGGCCAGAACUGACGCAGAUCCUUGCCCACCCCUGGAUGCUCCCCGCCAUCUCUUUCAUCUUCCAGAGAGUCAGAGACAUCCUCACAGAUUCCACGGACAGGAGUCAACACCGAGGGAAUAGCAGCAAAGGAGAAAAAGCAUCAGGGAACAGAAACUCAAAGGCGAAGGGAGUUGCUGUCUAUAAUUUGAAGACAAAUGGACCGAUGCACAAACUGGAGUCUCUGGAGUGGGCUGGCCUCGACCUGGACUCAGUAUGGUGUCAGUCUCCACAAGCACUCGACAGACCCAUCAAAGAUGCAGACAGAGAGUCCAAGGAUUCCAGCAAGCUCUUCACCCACAAGCCGAGACCCCCUUCAACCUCCAGACCUCCCCGGGACCCGGCUCGGAGAUACAUAGUCUCGGCCGCACCCAGGGACUCCCAGCUGCCGAGCAAGCGUCCAGUCAUUGAGCAGUGGCUUUUCCCAUUGCGUAAAGCCAGAUCCUGCCAGAGAAUAAGCCCGAUAUAA